AUGUCGUUCGUCGCUCCGGCCCUUCGCUGGCCCGAUACGCUCGCCACACACCUCCCACAGCCCCUCAAAGACACCGGCAUUCCUCCGCAAUACUUCGUCAUCGUCCCAGCAACCCUUCUCGCCGUGCUCCUGACCUACACGCUCACCCAAGCCUCGUCCGUCGCCAACGCUCCCCAUCUCGCGAGCACCUCCUCCGAUGUCGAUUUCACGCAAAAACGCUCGCACGGUCGAUCUUCCACCGUCGUCCUCGUCGGUCUGAGCGAGACAGGCAAGACCUCUCUCUUCGCCUCCCUGGUCUACGGGACGACGCCUAGCACGCUUCCUUCGCAAAAGCUCUCCCAGGGUCUCAUCACUUCAUCUCUUGAAGCAUCUAAACCUGUCACGCUGAUCGACCUUCCCGGUCAUCCCCGAUUGCGACCGCUGGUAGACGAGCACCUGUCGCAAGCGGACGGCCUGGUGAUCUGCAUCGACGCAGUCAUGGCGUCCAAAUCCUCCACGUCGUCUCGACCCGGUGUCGACGGAGAGAGCAUCACUGACGUUGCCGAUCUCCUGCACUCCACGUUGACGGUGCUGGCAAAACAACGGUCACGAUCCUCUUCGCUUGCGCCGCCGUCCGUGCUGGUGUUGUUCACCCGCGCCGACCUGUCUCCGCUGCUCGGCGGGUCUUCGGUCGGCACCGACGCUGCGAAGGACGAAAAGCGACGUGCGCAACUGCUCUCCCGAUGUCGCACCACGCUCGAGAGCGAGCUCGGACAGAGACGGGCCAACAUGGGGCUGGGGCGCCGUCGCGGUGGUGCAGGGGUCAAGAUCGCCGGUCUGGGCAAGGUUGCGGACGCUGAAGUUGCGACGGCAGGCGGGAUGUUCGAGUGGGUAAAGCGCGCUCUUGGUCUCACUAGCACUACCUCGACUGCACCAGCACAGGAGGAGGACGAAGAGGAAGAAGACGAGGUGGUGGACUACAUCGAUUGGGCUGCGUCCCAGCGUGCGACUGAAGAUGGGGUUGGAGCGGGAAGUUUCAGCUUCGACCGAUUGGACGAUCAUGUGGUGUGGGGUGGAAAGGUCGAUUUUGCACUCGCGACCGUUGGCAAGAAUCGCUCAUGGGAUCAAACGGAAAAGGUAGAUACCAGCGGGUUGACGGAUUUCACUCGAUGGAUCGACGAGCUGCAACAAUGA
Molecule: messenger RNA, 1173 nt
Organism: Kalmanozyma brasiliensis GHG001
Lineage: Eukaryota; Fungi; Basidiomycota; Ustilaginomycetes; Ustilaginales
Product: Signal recognition particle receptor, beta subunit
Exons: 1
Coding region: 1-1173 (390 amino acids)
Source: RefSeq, a predicted model, not a curated record